CUCAGGCGAGGGCGGAGGGUUUUCGGGGCGGUUUCCGGCGUGUCGCCGGAAGCAGCGCGGAGCGCCGUAGUGAUGGCGAACUUGGUCCGGGACCCGGCCAUUGAUCGCUCUCUGCGCUCGGUAUUCGUGGGAAAUAUUCCAUAUGAAGCUACAGAAGAACAAUUGAAGGAUAUUUUCUCUGAAGUUGGCCCAGUGUUGAGUUUCAGACUUGUGUAUGACAGAGAAACAGGUAAACCCAAAGGUUAUGGCUUCUGUGAGUACCAGGAUCAGGAGACUGCACUCAGUGCCAUGCGCAAUCUCAAUGGGAGAGAGUUUAAUGGAAGAGCGUUGCGUGUGGACAAUGCUGCAAGUGAGAAGAAUAAGGAAGAGCUCAAGAAUCUUGGUACAGCAGGCCCUGUCAUGGAGUCUCCUUAUGGUGAUCCAGUCUCUCCGGAAGAUGCUCCAGAGUCCAUCAGUCGUGCUGUAGCCAGCCUUCCGCCUGAGCAAAUGUUUGAACUCAUGAAACAAAUGAAGCUCUGCAUUCAGAACAGUCCUCAGGAAGCUCGGAACAUGCUUCUUCAGAAUCCUCAACUAGCAUAUGCACUUUUGCAGGCACAAGUGGUCAUGAGAAUUGUGGAUCCUGAAAUUGCCAUGAAAAUGUUACAUCGACCAGCCAAUGUGACACCACUGAUUUCGUCUGGUCAACCUACAGCAGGACCAAGUGCAGCCUCAGUUCAAGCUGCUCCUCCAGUCUCCCAGCCACAGCCAAUGAGUGGGAUGCAUGUGAAUGGGGCUCCUUCUAUGAUGCAGCAAUCUAUCCAGGCUGCGACCUCCGUUCCUGGGCCAGGACCGGUACAAGGUCCGGGGGGGCCAGUACCUGGACCGGGACCAGGACCAGGACCAGUUGGGCCUGGAGGAAAUAUGCAGCCGCAGAUGGGUCUUCCACCCUCAGGACCCGUGCCCAUGGACAGAGGACAAGGAAAUAUGCACUCACCUGUGGCCUCCGCAGGGACUGCACAGAUCGAGAGAGGACAAGUCCCAAUGCAGGAUCCUCGAGGCAACAUGCAGCGGGGUCCACCAGUAGGUGGGGCUCCAGCUCCGAGAGGUUUAUUGGGAGAUGCACCAAAUGACCCACGUGGAGGGACUCUGCUUUCUGUCACUGGAGAGGUGGAACCAAGAGGGUAUAUUGGUCCCCCGCAUCAAGGCCCACCCAUGCACCAUGUGCCUAGUCAUGAUGGCAGAGGACCUCCUGACAUGAGGAAUGCCCAUGAACCACGAGGAAUGCAACAUGACAUGAGAGCAGGGCCAAUGGGAGAACAGAGAGGACCCAUUGGUGAACAGAGGGGCCCAAUGGGUGAGCCACGUGGGCCAAUGGGAGAACCAAGAGGACCAAUGGGAGAUCCAAGAGGGAUGAUGGGAGAUCCAAGAGGUCCAAUGAUGGAUCAGAGAGGACCUCCUCAUGAGUCUAGAGGUUCAUUUGAUCCCCGCAGUAUUCCAACUCAUGAUCCUCGAUCUGGACCUCAGCAUGAUCCUCGCUCCCAACCUCCUCCUGCUCAGCAAGACCCUCGUGGAGGGUCUUACCCGAACACGCAUCAACCAAAUGCACCCAUGGGCACUAGAGAUCCCAGAGGUAUUGAUUCAAGAGGUAUUGAUACCAGAGGACCAGGGCCUGGGCCAGGGCCAGGACCAGGUCCAAACCAAGGCCCAGUCUCAAAUCCAAGAGGGCCAAUGGCAGGAGGACUACAGGUUCCAGGUCCAAGCACUCAUCAAAUAGGGAACAGUGGCCCACAGGGAUCCCAGCAACCUGUUCCACCCCGACAGGGUCCUACUCACACAGUGGCUGGGGGUCAACCUGGAGGAUUCAGCCCUGCUCAGACUCAAGUGACACCUCAGGACCAUGAGAAGGCUGCGCUGAUUAUGCAGGUACUCCAGUUGACUCCAGAACAGAUUGCCAUGCUACCUCCGGAGCAGAGACAGAGUAUCCUUAUUCUGAAGGAACAGAUUCAGAAAUCUGCAGGAGCCCCUUGAGAAUGGGUACUUUAUGGGCUGCCUGCAUCUGGAGGAAUUCUCAAUCUUCUCAGUUACCUAAUAUUGUGGUGGCAUACCACGAGGGUGUUCUGCAUCAUCAUCUUUAUUUGUUUUAACUUAGUGAAGGAGAGAAAAAAGCCAAAGGACUGUCAUCACAAUGUGGAAACAUUGUUACCUGAAUUGGUUUUCUUUGUUAAAAAUACAGCAAGAAAUUUUGACGGGCGGGGCUAUAAAGAGACCAGAUUUAUGGGAUUUGCAGUUUUUGUUGCUACUGUAGGGAUUGAAAUUGUUUUCUGUUUGAAACUACAGAAUAAUUACUGACUGCUUCAAGAUGUUAAAUUUUGAAAUGGUCAGGAGACCAGGUGUUAGACUAAGGGAAACUCAUCGUUCAGACCAGGUUUAAUUUGAAAUGUGGUGCACGUUCAAGUGGUCCUGACGGUUUCCUCCCUGCCUCAAGGUCCAUUUCCUUGCAAACUCCAACUCCCUUUGGUAAAGAUGUACUCUUUUACCAUAUGGUUCCACUGCAUGUUAGUGCUGAGAUUUUUACAGCUGCAUUGUUGAUUUAUAAAUCGUGCUCUCUCUAUCUCUACCCAUCCCACUUUUUUAAUAACAAGUUCUAGCCACAUCAUUGGAUUGUCCCUAAUGUAUCUUGGCAGUAAAGGCCAGUUUAGUUCUCAUUUAUUGUUAAGUAUGCUGGAGAAAAGUGAUAUUUCUGCAGCAAUUUUUACAUAAAAAUGAAUCAAAACUCA
Stegostoma tigrinum is the source of this 2756-nucleotide messenger RNA. RefSeq names its product cleavage stimulation factor, 3' pre-RNA, subunit 2 (gene cstf2). Gene Ontology annotation, biological process: mRNA 3'-end processing. The transcript is spliced from 16 exons. Gene Ontology annotation, cellular component: mRNA cleavage and polyadenylation specificity factor complex. Gene Ontology annotation, molecular function: mRNA binding. The record is from RefSeq and is a predicted model, not a curated record. Lineage: Eukaryota; Metazoa; Chordata; Chondrichthyes; Orectolobiformes; Stegostomatidae. Bases 73 to 2007 code for a protein of 644 amino acids.